This is a messenger RNA of Phlebotomus papatasi, 924 nucleotides long. It is a transcript of the gene viaf, whose product is annotated as viral IAP-associated factor homolog. Gene Ontology annotation, biological process: protein folding. Lineage: Eukaryota; Metazoa; Arthropoda; Insecta; Diptera; Psychodidae. The record is from RefSeq and is a predicted model, not a curated record. Bases 175 to 876 code for a protein of 233 amino acids. The transcript is spliced from 2 exons. Gene Ontology annotation, cellular component: cytoplasm.
AUCGAUUUAGCCGAGACACUGUUUUUGGGGAAAAGAGGUUCUGUGUUUUUGCAUUUUUCUUAAAUCUGUUUUCCUGAGUUUUCCGAGGUUUUGUGCAUUUGCGCGUGUAAUUUUCCUCAAUUUGUGGUCUGAGCGUCUGAUUUUGGUGUGAUUGGGUGAUUUUGUGGAGAAAUUAUGCUGGAUCCAAAUGAGGACACCGAGUGGAAUGAUGUUUUGCGGUCCAAGGGCAUCCUGCCGCCUAAGGAGAAGGAGGCUGAGAUUACAGAAGAUACCAUUGUCUCGAUGCUGGAGCAGACAAUUGAGCAGAAGGCUGGAGGGUCAGGGAAGAAACUCGAUCAGAUGAAUCUCGAUGAGCUGGAUGAACUUGAGGAUUCUGAAGAUGAGGCCGUACUGGAGGAAUAUCGCAGGAAGAGAAUUGCUGAGAUGAGGGAAUUUGCCUCGAAGGCAAAGUACGGGAGUGUCCGGGAAAUCUCUGGGCAGGACUAUGUGGAUGAAGUGACAAAGGCUGGAGAGGGUGUUCAUGUGGUGCUGCAUCUCUACAAAGCUGGGAUUCCACAUUGCUCUCUUAUAAAUGAUUUUAUGGCGCAAUUAGCUGUGAAGUAUCCCAUGACAAAAUUCCUCCGGGCAGUUUAUUCGACGUGCAUCCCGAAUUUCCCGGAGAAGAACCUACCCAGUGUCUUUUGCUACUUCGAAGGGGCAAUUUUGAAGCAGUUUCUGGGUUCUGUGGAGCUGCGUGGGAUGAAUCUGACCGUGGAGGAAUUUGAGUAUUUGCUGGGGAAGGUUGGAUCAGUGCCUACGGACAUCACUGAAGAUCCUCAUCGUACGGUCAAGGACAAGAUGUUCAGUGACUUGGAAUCUGAUCACAAUGACUGGUGAGAUGGUUUUUUUCGGAGAAAUAAAAGCCAAGCUGCAAUAAAAUUUAAA